AUGGUUUCUACAAGAUCAACUCCUACAAAAGAGAAGAAGGAUUUUAUUGUUCCUGUAAAAAUGAAGCGGAAAUUAGUAAAAAAAGCUGAAAAAGAUGUUGAAGGAAGUGGUGUUGCUUCUGCCUCUGAGAAUGUCAAAGUAAAGGGAAAAAAGGUGGAUGAAACUGGUUUGAAAAAAAGGCGUUUGGCUUUUGAUGCUGUACCUGAUCAUCAGAAAGUUCAGAAAUCCUUGCAUAUUGAAGAACCAACUCGUUUGGUUCAGAACUGGGACUACUUGUUAGAUGCGGAAGAUCGUUACACUUGUAGAGUGACUAUGCCUUUAAAUUUCAAAUAUAUUGAGGACAUCAAGAAAACUCUUUCUGAUACUCAGCUGGAACUUUUCAAGAAGACAUUUCUUGGUCAUUUUUUAGACUUGUCGCCGUUGUGUAAUCAGUCUCAGCUUAUACAUUCUUUGUUGCUGCGAGAAGUGAAGCAUCCAAAUAAUAGGGAAUUGUGGUUUAAAGUUUCUGGACAUAAACUGCGGUUUAGUAUUGAUGAAUUUGCUGUGAUUACGGGGUUAAAUUGUGUUGGUGAUUUCAAUCCUGUUUCUUAUGCUCCAUUACAGAGAGUUAUCAGGACAAGGACCAAAAGGAUGGGAAUGUGA
This is a messenger RNA of Mercurialis annua (annual mercury), 642 nucleotides long. RefSeq lists its product as uncharacterized. The transcript has 2 exons. NCBI's taxonomy places the organism in Eukaryota, Viridiplantae, Streptophyta, Magnoliopsida, Malpighiales, Euphorbiaceae. The record is from RefSeq and is a predicted model, not a curated record. Bases 1 to 642 code for a protein of 213 amino acids.